AUGGAUCUCUUUGAUAUGCAACAGGCCCUUUAUGAGGCCGAGCUCAUUGAGCGACGACGUGCCAUCCAGCGGGAACAAGUGCGCCGUUGGGCCCUUGAACGCGAGCGCGAAGCGCAGGCUGUAGCGGCUGCCCGGCGUAUGGCGCUUGCUCUAGCCGCCGAGGAAGAGGCUCGGAAACGCCAGUUGCAGGAGCGCCACCGUAUGUGCGCGGAACACGCUCGUCAGAACAAGCGCCAGCGCAAGCUGGUGCACCUGGUCCAAAUGGGCCCAUUCGUUGUUGAAUUUGCCGAGCCCGACUCUGUGUCAGAACCACAGAGCGCUUGUGGUCAGGACUGUGUGUGCGCACCGAACGCAAAGACAUGUGGCUGCGAUACCCUAUCGGCGUUGGGAUCAGACUCCACGCAUAAACCCUCGGUGAAUGCCCGUGCUACUGCACCAUCUAGCACGGAGUCUACAACUGAGCCAGCCACAGAGCCCACCGAGGAGUCUACUAAGUCUACAACGGAGCCAACAACGGAGCUAACAACGGAGCCAACUGCGGAGCCAACUGAAAAGCCAACUGAAAAGCCAACAGCAGAGCCAAUAGCAGAGCCAACAGCAGAGCCAACUACGGAACCCUCUACGGCUGUCGAAACGUCUGUGGCGGAGUCUACGCUAAAGCCAAAGGAGGAAUCAGCUAUUCUUACGACUGCCCCUGCGACCGAGCCGUCGAGUGGUACUGCCAACUCAUCUGAGAGCACCAACUCGCAGCUGCUGUUUUCCUAUGACUUUCCGCCCUGUGACACAACAUAUGGUCGUGACGUGCGCAAGCAAGUCCAAGCAGACCGCAUAGCUGUCGAGGCGAAUACGCUGAAUGGCGGAAGCAUCCAGAUCCGGGGCCUGUGGGCCAAGUCGGCGUCGCCAGGGAGCCGCGCAAGCUCGUCGCGCUCGGCACACGUCCGCGAUGUGGACGAGAACGGUGACGAAGUCCUGCUACCUGAGGACACGGACUCCGAGUCGGAAGCCGAUGCGCACAUCACUUUUGACGAGUCCGCAGUGCUGCCUCUCCCUGCGCUCGACAAAGCACGAGCGUUGCGCGCGGAACUGAACGACCAAGGCUUUCAAUUGUGGCUAGACCUGUAA
Molecule: messenger RNA, 1122 nt
Organism: Malassezia sympodialis ATCC 42132
Lineage: Eukaryota; Fungi; Basidiomycota; Malasseziomycetes; Malasseziales; Malasseziaceae
Exons: 2
Coding region: 1-1122 (373 amino acids)
Source: RefSeq, a predicted model, not a curated record